CAACCAAACAGAUAAAAAAAGAUCAAAAAAACUUAUUAUAGAAUUUUUAGUUAUCUACGAACUUUUGUUUAUAGAAGCAGGAAAUUCAAAGCAGGUCACAGUACUAACACAAAAUUACACUCUUCGACGACACGUUUUUCAUAUUCUCUUCGGUUUUCUCGUUACGGAAUCUCCACCGUUCGAUGCAGCAACUGCUUCUCCGACGACGAUGAUUCCAAUUUUGACGGUUAUCUAUUAGCUACAGCUCCGAUCCUAUCGUCAUCAAAACCCUAGACUCAAACAUUGCUUCUCAAAUUCACAAUCACCGCCUCACUUUGCUUAAUUGCGAUUGAAUUUGAAGAGAUCGAUCGACGAUAAAUGAGGGAGAGUGAUCAUUGGAAAUUAGAAUUCAUAUGAUCACUCUCGAUUUCUAGGCGAAGCAAAAGAAAUUCCGUUUAUUAGUAAGUAAAAGUGUUUUGUAUAAGAUGCAGAGACGGAGUCCACCUAAGCAUAGACACGACGGUACUUCUCCGUUGCCGUUAGGCAUGGAUUGGAGCUCUCCGCCUCGAAAAUGGAAUGGACGGGAUACCAUUUGGCCUCAUGAUCCGAGGGCGGGAUGGAGUUAUUGUGUUACUAUACCUUCUUGGGUUGUUCUUCCUAAGUCGAGAGAUUCAGAUCCUGUCGUGUUUUACAGGGUUCAGGUUGGUUUGCAAUCACCCCAAGGGAUUACAACUACACGAGGAGUGUUGAGAAGAUUUAAUGAUUUUUUGAAGUUAUUUGCUGAUCUUAAAAGAACAUAUCCCAAGAAAAGUCUUCCACCGGCGCCGCCUAAGGGACUACUACGUCUGAAAAGCAGGGCUCUUUUGGAAGAGAGAAGGUUCUCUUUGGAGGAGUGGAUGACAAAGCUGCUAUCUGAUAUUGACUUAUCACGAAGCAUGGCGGUGGCAUCUUUUCUUGAACUAGAAGCUUCUGCGAGGUCUGCAUUUCAGGAUGUAAACCAUCAGUCAUCAGAGGCAACUCCUGCUGCUGAGAGUACAACUUCACUUAAGUUGCCUUCACAUUCAACUUCUUCUCUGGUUGCUGGUAGUUCCACAGUCACAUCAGAUUAUGGCAGCGAUACUGCAUAUGAAACUUCAGAAGUGGGUACACCAAGGAAUGAACCCUUUGAAAUCGGAAUAGAUGAUCCGACGUUGGAUGGAGAUAUGACAAAUCCCAUAGAAAAGCUUGUGAAGUAUGGCAUGUCCAACAUUGAUGAGGGUCUGCUCAUGGGACAGACUAUUCUUGAGCAGCUUGAAGGCUUACCAAGGCACAAAUCGCAUGCCAUACAUGUGAAUAAUGUUGUAGGGAAGGAUAUAAACAAUGGAAAUUCUUCCAGAUUAUCAUUUCUUGCUAGCAAUGGCAUGGAACUUUUCUCUGAGCCAGAGCCUGGCAAGGUUUAUGGUCAUGCUCGAAAAAUAUCUAGUGAUAGUGUUGGAAGUGAUGGAAGUUCUCUAAGAGGCAGCGAAAUAUCAAACUUUGGCUUUCCAAAUUCAUCUGGUGAUGGGUCUCUUGACCUUCCUGGCGGUGCUGACAUUUCAUGUAUGACAAGAAUUUCCAGAAAUACAGAGUUGAAUUUCACAGGUGAUACACAAAUACUCCUCCCGUUGGAUCAGCGUCCUAAAAUGAACAGGUUCCUAUCAACAAUGCAGCAGCGAUUACUCUCAGCAAAAACAGAUAUGGAGGACCUCAUUGCAAGAUUAGAUCAAGAAAUAGCCGUUAAAGAUUAUCUUACGACAAAGGUUAAAGAUUUGGAGGCAGAACUUGAAACUACCAAACAGAAAAAUAAAGAAAACAUGCAGCAAGCUAUUUUGAUUGAGAGGGAAAGACUUACGCAAAUGCAGUGGGAUAUGGAGGAGUUGAGGCGUAAAUCAUUGGAAAUGGAGUUGAAAUUGAAGUCUAAAGAGGAUGACAAUACAAGUAAAGAAAUUAAAUUGGAAUCUACCGAUUUGGGGAAAGACGUGGCAUUGAAGGAGUUGGAAGCUACCAAGAACCAGCUUGAGAGUUUUUCUAAACAGUACACAGAGCUAGAAGCAAAGUCAAAAGCAGAUAUCAAAUUUCUUGCUAAAGAGUUCAAAACCCUCAAAAGUUCCCAGGCAGUACUGAAGGAGGAACUUAGUCUAUCACUAAGAGAGAAAUCUGAAGUUGAGAGAAUUCUUCAAGAGGAAAGAGAAAUAAGAAUGCGAGAGAAAAGUGCUCAAAAGAAGCUGCUAGAUGAUUGCUGGGAUCUUUGCAACCGGCUUAAGGAGUGCAAUCUUAAGCUGUCUAAUGACGAGGAGGAUGAAUUUAUUGUGGAAUCCUCCUUUGCAGAUGCUGUAGAUUUAUUAUCUACAUCCGACGAUCAAGUUAGCCUUCUAUUUGCGGAGGCGCAAAGACUAUUUGAAGAUGAGAAUACUGCUGCAUCUGAUGAUGAUAUGCGGGAACUGCAGAAGAUGCUGGCGGAUAUAUUCACUGAUAAUAUAAAGCUAAGAAAACGGGUGAAUUCUGUCCUGCGUUAUGCUCUAUGUACCGGCAAUAUGUCUAGGAAUAGUGAUGAGGCUUCUUCGUAAAUGGAUCACGUAGAUAGGAGAGUAAUGAGUAGUAGUAAAUAUUUUAAUUUUGUUUUCUUCUUGAGAUAUUUUACUGUGAUCAUUACUGGUAAAUGAAUCACCUGCUUAAAUGGUUGAUCUUACCAAAUCAGCACAUAAACUCGUGUAAUUUUGUUGUUCCACACAUACAGAUCACCCACAAAAGAGUUUUUUUUCUUCUUGUAUUAAAAUAGAGUAGACUUCUGUGCUGUUUUACCAA
Messenger RNA from Mercurialis annua (annual mercury), 2802 nucleotides. Its product is annotated as PX domain-containing protein EREL1. The coding region runs from base 465 to 2564 and encodes 699 amino acids. Gene Ontology annotation, biological process: protein transport. The transcript is spliced from 10 exons. Lineage: Eukaryota; Viridiplantae; Streptophyta; Magnoliopsida; Malpighiales; Euphorbiaceae. Gene Ontology annotation, molecular function: phosphatidylinositol binding. The record is from RefSeq and is a predicted model, not a curated record.